Molecule: messenger RNA, 2155 nt
Organism: Setaria italica (foxtail millet)
Lineage: Eukaryota; Viridiplantae; Streptophyta; Magnoliopsida; Poales; Poaceae
Exons: 3
Coding region: 884-1879 (331 amino acids)
Source: RefSeq, a predicted model, not a curated record
GAAGGGGAGAGAGAGAGGAGUAGAGUGCAUUGAAUGAGGGCAGAAGGUAUAAAGUGCACCAAAAGCUCCCAUAUGCAACUCUUGUGUUGCUUAUGUGCUAAAAAUAAGCAGUUCCAUAAGUAACUUAAUAAGAAAGGGUAAUUGGCUUCAUAAGUAAAUAAGUUGCUUGCUUAUGCAUAAGCAACUCAAAUCAAAUAGGACCUUAGGCUGUUUAGCAUGGUAACAUUAAUAUUCAGGCAAGACAAAGCUCUGAAUACUCCAGUCAGCACCGCGGAAAGGUCAUGCUAUCCUGCCUACUCUGCAUGUCUGAAGAGCAGACAGUAUAUGUGUCAGAGAGGAGGAGAGCAAACACUUUUUACGCUUGUACGUAGGCUGAAUGGCUGAUGGAUGGAUAGGAUCAAAAGCUGGAAGAAGCAGAGCGACCCAUCCAAGAGGCAGAGCCGCAGAGAGUAUACUGGAGACAGUAGCAAUGGAUAGGAUCGCGACCAGGCGGCAAGAAACAUGGUGACGAGGCAGAGCGUGAUGGGGUCUCCGUGGCAGAGCCGAGGAUACGUGCUCGCCUGCUGGGCACGUGUGCCGUCUCGCCGGAGCUCACGUGUCCACCUUUGACCCCACGCUCCCACUUCUUCGGCCUAUCUCGGGAAAUAACGAGCCCGACAAGCUACGGUUCAACUCGACUGCACUGCCGGCCCAUCCACUUCCGUCGUUCCAGCUCCAUCCAUCGUCGCCGCAUCGUCAUCGACACCAUUUCCUCGUUCAUGAUCAUCUUCUGCGCUCUUAUGUGGUGUGAGUAAUGAGUUCAGAGAGAACCUAGCUACAGUAUAGGAGUACAAGACGACAGAGGCGCCAUGGCUCGAUCCGGCGGUAACUAGCAGGCAGAGGCAUGGUGGUUGCCUGGGGUUGCUGUUUCUUCCUCGCGGCGUGCGCGCGCGCGAUCCGGCGGCUGAUCCAGCUCCCGGCGCUCCUCUGCUGCGAGGCCAUGGUGUGGGCGGUGACCUUCCUCGCCUUCCCACUCCGCAUGCUCACCGCCGUCGACAGGGAAAGAAAGCUGGGCAGGCUGAUUGGGGAGAUGCAGGCGCAGAUGGACGACCUGGUGUGGGUGAACAAGGAGCUGGAGGAGAAGCUGCAGGCGGCGCUCAGGGAGCAGGAGGCCAUGGACGCGCUUCUUGACGAGAUGGAGGACCAGAACGAGGACGCCUUUGCCAGGAUCCAUGACCUCGAGGCCCAGCUCAAGGCGCUGAGGCAGGAGAACAUGCGGCUCAACGAGCACAAGGGCAAGUCCAUGUGGGACAAGGCGCCGCCGCCACCGGAUCGUCGUGGUCAUGGCAAGGAUGGCAAUACUAAGGCAUCGGAGUCGGAGACGAAACAGGCGAGAAGCCCGCCGGUGGCAUCGGGCAGAGAACGGGCAGAGGAGGAAGCCGUGGCGGGGACACAGGAGGAGGCCGGGGCCGCCGCGGCCGCCGCCGCCUUGAAGGUGAAAUCUGCCGACCCCGCGUCGGUUCUGUCCCUGACGACGACCGCGCCGGCCGCGGACGAUGCCUUGGCGCGGCAGGCCAAGGCAGUGGCGCGGCGGCGGAGCCUGUUCAGCCUGGCCAUGUCGCUGGCGGUGGGCGGCGUGGCGUGGUCGGCGGACGCGCCGUGCCUGCCGCUGCUGGCGGGGCUCUUCGCCGUCGUGGGCGUGUCCAUGCGCAGCGUGUCGCGGUGCUGCGCCACGCUGCGACGGGGCGGGCCCGCCGCGGACGCCGUGGCGCUGCUCAGCCUCAACUGGUUCCUCCUCGGCGUCCUCACCUCGCCCAUGCUGCCGGGCGUCGCGCACGCCGUCGUCCCGCGCGCCGGCCGCGUAGUCCUCACGUGGGUCGCCGCUGCGGCGCCCGCCUGACUGAAAGCAGGCAAAGCGGCAGCGCCAUGCCGUCCGUUCCAUUGUUGUUGAGAUACUGGAUUCUGGACGCUCUGCCUGUAACGUGUUACACGUAUACAACAGUGUGGUUUAUACCAAGUUACCUUGCCGUUUUUACUCUCAUUCUACAUGAAGCUAGCUGAUACAAACAAUGGCGAGUCCUGAAGCCUCCAGGGAUCACGUCGACCUUUGUGCAACUCGAUUACAGCGGAAAACCAUUCAAAAUAUAAGAGGACACAGAUGAAUGUUGCAUCCAGA